AUGUCCUUUCUCAAUCGUGUCUGGUCCUUGACUCGCUCUCGUGUCGCUCCUCAAUUGGCCAAUGUCGCCAUGCGUCCUGCAAUUCAGUCACCAUUGUCUGGAUCUGGCUUGUCAACAAUGUUCCCUGGUAUGGGAUGGAGCAAUCCUUUGGCAUCACAAAUGCGUUUCGUCACUUAUGGCAACACCUUUCAACCAUCCAACCUCGUUCGUAAAAGACGCCAUGGUUUCCUUGCCCGUAUGACUAGAAAGAAUGGCCGCCGUGUGAUUGCUAGAAGACGUGCCAAGGGUAGAAGAAAUCUUUCUCAUUAA
Messenger RNA from Lichtheimia ornata, 309 nucleotides. Its product is annotated as ribosomal protein L34. The record is from RefSeq and is a predicted model, not a curated record. The coding region runs from base 1 to 309 and encodes 102 amino acids. NCBI's taxonomy places the organism in Eukaryota, Fungi, Mucoromycota, Mucoromycetes, Mucorales, Lichtheimiaceae. Gene Ontology annotation, biological process: translation. Gene Ontology annotation, molecular function: structural constituent of ribosome. The transcript has 2 exons. Gene Ontology annotation, cellular component: mitochondrial large ribosomal subunit; ribosome.